ACUCCAUCGAUACCCAUCGAAAAUACUAAAAAUGACAAUCGUUUUCGAUAGUACCGAUGACUGUUUUGCAGAUCUAGUAGUCGCUGAGAUUUUUUGGGGGAGGUGCGGAAACGCUUCUACGACUUCUUUCACACAAUUUUUGCAACAUACAAACCCACGCAGACAUCAACCAUAAGCAAACGAACGAACUUAAAAAAAAAACAACCCGGAGAUAAGAAAACAGAACUUUUAAGCCAACAAUAGCCACUAAUCGAAACUGGGCUAAAAAGAAAGAGGAAAAACAUAGACAACAUGGCGCACACACAGCUUGGUAGAGCGGUGAAAAACAUUGAGGCGCCGCGUCCGCUCAAAACACAAUCGCGCUCAUCACUGAAAAACAGCUACCUUGUAAUUGAGGAGUUGAUACAGUUGAUUGACAAUGUGACUGUAGGUCUGCAGUCGUGCAAUGCGACAACCGAAUCGAUAACGUUGCUGUUGCAUAAUUUGCGUGUCCAUGGGCCGCAGCUGGAGGCCGUGUCCAAGGAUACGCUGGAUCGUGCAUUCGUUGUGUUUCGCAAUGCUUCGCUGGACGAACGUCUGAACAUAAUGACACGGCUCAAGCUGCUCGAACUGAUCGAAUUACGCGCCAACAGCUGGGAAGACAAAGACACAAUUGCCUACUACAAGUCCAAGCAGCAAGUGUCCAGCAUUGAGUUACCCGCUGAAACAUAUCAACACGAUGCUGCAGGCGUCGUAGGCAACCAGCAAGCCUUUCUCAGCACCUCCCCCACAUUUGGCGCCACCGGCGGCGGCAGCAGCAGCAUGGGUGCACUUGUUGGCGUCGACUCGGCUGCUGCUGCAGCCUUCAAUGCGGCAACACUUGCUGCCGCUCAGGCAGCGGCGAUUGCUGCGGUCGGCUCACCCAAUCAGCAGCAUCUGUUGUUGCCACCCGGUGCAGUCAUACGUAAUUCGGGUAAAUUUCCCAAACCCACUAAGAUACCGGGAAAAACGUAUUGCAAGGAUGAGGUGGUCAUACGGAACGCCGAUUCGGGCAAGGUUAUGGGCAUUAAGGGCCGACGUGUACACAUGAUCGAGGAACUUAGCGAAACUAUAAUAUCUUUUCAACGAGUCAACCCUGGCGCGAAGGAACGAUUGGUGCAGAUUACCGGACCAGCAGAAGAUAAAAUUAAUUACGCCAAGCAAUUGAUGGAGGAUACCAUUCGUCGUAAUGCUUCUCCAGUACGCCUAGAGCCAGCACCAACAGCCGGUGGUGCAGGGGGCUCCUGUUCGUCAUUGAACUCUUCCAAUUCGGAUGAUGCCGUCGCCGUGCAGCCGCGCACGCCCAGCAGUAGCAGUAGUCUGGCCAACCGAUUGAGCUUCAAUUCGGCGCAAAAUUUCAUGACUGCCACAGCAGCGGCGCACCAAAUGUCGCAGCACCAUCAGCAGCAGCAACAGCAGCAUCAGGGACAACAUCAUCACCACCAUCAGCAGCAGGUUGCCAAUGCAGCUGCGGCGGCAACAGCUGCUGCCGGUAAAGUUAUACGUCCCAAUCAGCAGCUGCUAAUGCAUUCAUAUUCCACAAACGAUGCUUCCGUAGGUGAAUACAAAUUCACGGUCAAUGUGGGCCAACAUCUCAUCAAGAUCACAGGCGACUGCUGCGAGUUAGUGCGUGUGGCCAAACUCGUCUUGGAUGAUUACUUUAGCAGUUCCGAGUUUUUGGCCUCGAUGGAGGCUGGCGCUGCUUUCGACGGCACUUCAAUGGUCAGUCCAGUUACGACGCCCUCUACACCUUUGCCUGGCUCAGGACCGCCGCAAUUUAUGCUGGGCAACGCGCUGCCGCUGGCCGAUAGUGGCAUUGGACUGAACUAUGCAGCUGGGCAAGGCAAUAAUAAUGGUGAUGGCGACGAUGAGGUAUUUGUAGAUUCUACUGCAUCCAAUGGUGGCAGCAGUCAGAAUGGUUUGGCACGCUCACGACGCAGUCAUUUCUCACGCAAGGAGUCAACGCCGGAAACAAAAGCAGCACGCGAAAAGGUUGAAGACAACGAGGCCAAACAGCUAAAGACGAAUACCUCACGCGUCUCCUAUGAUAUUGAACAUUUGAUGUAUUAUUCGAAAAGUCCUCAUGCCUGGGCUUUGCCAAUUGAGUGGGUUAAAAUGAUGGAAACUGUGCCAUCGAUACUUCGCAAUAAGACGCUAAAUAGCUUAUAAAUUUGACUCGAAAAAAGAAAACAGAUAGAACGUAAUACGAUCAAAUAACAAACCACAAAAAUGAUAUACUCAGUAUUAUUAUAUUUAAUGAGCAACGCAACAAUUUGCUAGUCUUAGGCUCGAUAUACAUUUUGUUAAAUACAAGUAUUUCAACAAAAACAUUUGAAAA
Molecule: messenger RNA, 2356 nt
Organism: Drosophila navojoa
Lineage: Eukaryota; Metazoa; Arthropoda; Insecta; Diptera; Drosophilidae
Gene: mxt
Product: Eukaryotic translation initiation factor mextil
Biological process (GO): regulation of formation of translation initiation ternary complex; positive regulation of translation
Cellular component (GO): RNA cap binding complex; cytoplasm
Molecular function (GO): RNA binding; translation initiation factor activity; eukaryotic initiation factor 4E binding
Source: RefSeq, a predicted model, not a curated record